Messenger RNA from Orbilia oligospora ATCC 24927, 1626 nucleotides. RefSeq lists its product as uncharacterized. Bases 1 to 1626 code for a protein of 541 amino acids. Gene Ontology annotation, molecular function: phospholipid binding; clathrin binding. The transcript is spliced from 5 exons. Gene Ontology annotation, biological process: endocytosis; Golgi to endosome transport. Gene Ontology annotation, cellular component: plasma membrane; endosome; clathrin vesicle coat. NCBI's taxonomy places the organism in Eukaryota, Fungi, Ascomycota, Orbiliomycetes, Orbiliales, Orbiliaceae. The record is from RefSeq and is a predicted model, not a curated record.
AUGAAUUUCACGCUCGACGACCUGAAGAGCCAGGUCACCAACCUGACGCUCUACGAUGUCAAGGCCGCCGUUCGCAAAGCCCAGAAUGUGGUGAUGAACUUCACCGAGAUGGAGGCUAAGGUCCGAGAAGCCACCAACAAUGAGCCAUGGGGAGCUUCGUCUACUCUUAUGAAUGAAAUUGCCGCCGGAACCUUCAAUUACCAGCAAUUGAACGAGAUCAUGCCCAUGAUCUAUAAGCGAUUCACCGAAAAGGCAGCAGAAGAAUGGAGACAGAUCUACAAGGCUCUCCAAUUACUAGAAUUCCUGGUCAAAAACGGCUCCGAACGGGUGGUUGACGAUGCCCGACAGCACAUAUCGACCGUCAAGAUGCUCAAGCAAUUCCACUUCAUAGACCAGAACGGCAAAGAUCAAGGUUUGAACGUACGAAACCGAGCUAAGGAGUUAGCUGAGCUACUCGCCGAUGUCGAAAAGAUCCGCGCCGAACGGAAGAAGUCGAAAUCGAGUAGAGGCAAGUUCCAGGGAAUGGAGGGUGGUGGUAUGGGAAGUUUUGGUGGUGUGGGGAGUAGCAGCUAUGGCGGGGGCGGUGGUGGCUUUAGCGGCGGUAGCGGAGGCGGAGGUGGAGGUGGAGGCGGAAGCCGAUACGGUGGAUUUGGGUCGGAAGACUUGGAGUAUGGUGGCUAUUCCGGUGGAGUUUAUGGCGAUGGUGGAGGUUUCAGUACAGGUACAUCAUCUUCCUAUGCAGAUACAUCAAGGCGAGGGAACCAGUACGAGGAAUACAACGAAUACGAUGAGGGAGCCAUCACGCCAGCAUCUCCACCUCCCAAGAAACCUUCACGACCAGAACCCCCCAAAGCUGCACCAAAGAAAGAACCUGCCGUGGACCUGCUCUUCGGAGACGCUCCUGCACCAGCAGCUACUUCGAAAGCCGGCGGCGCCUCGAAAUCGGCCUUGGACGACGAUUUUGGUAAUUUCAAGACGGGCAAUGAUGAGGAUGAAUUCGACGACUUUAUUUCUGCCGCACCGAUCUCUCCACCACCGACUAAUACUGCCAACCGAACCAUCACACCAAUUCCUGCUUUGACCUCACUCCCCGCGACGAGCACUGCCACAUUUGUAUCUCCAAAACCAGUUUCAGCCUCUCAGAACCAGGGCAUGCAAGACCUUGUCGGAUUCAAGACAGCCUCUCCAGCGCCAUCGAUUGGUUCCCAGGCGUCCAGCUCGAUCGCGAAACCGAUGCAACCGCUGCAACCUACCGGAUACCAGCCAGCCCAGCCCAACUACUUCACUUCGAUUCCAUUAAACUCAUCCACGAGUUCGACUCCCAUGUCCCCAACGUUGAGCAGCGGUCUGGGAAGGACUAAUACUGGUGCUACAACGCCAAACUCUGCAGCCGGUGGACCCAAGAAAGCCGGUGGCGAUGCCUUCGGAAACAUUUGGAACACUGUAAGCAUAGGCGCUGGCGUCAAAAAGCCCGCUACACCAACCGCUCCCCAGGCUAGCAUGGCAGCUAUGCAAAAGGAGAAGGCUUCCGCCGGGAUCUGGGGGACUACGGGAACAUCCACCAACAAUAACAACAAGCCCGCCGGCGGUAGCGGCUCCUCGAGUGCCUUUGAUCUACUAGGUUAA